Messenger RNA from Megalops cyprinoides (Indo-Pacific tarpon), 2195 nucleotides. It is a transcript of the gene st6galnac6, whose product is annotated as ST6 (alpha-N-acetyl-neuraminyl-2,3-beta-galactosyl-1,3)-N-acetylgalactosaminide alpha-2,6-sialyltransferase 6. Gene Ontology annotation, biological process: ganglioside biosynthetic process; oligosaccharide metabolic process. NCBI's taxonomy places the organism in Eukaryota, Metazoa, Chordata, Actinopteri, Elopiformes, Megalopidae. The transcript is spliced from 6 exons. Gene Ontology annotation, molecular function: alpha-N-acetylgalactosaminide alpha-2,6-sialyltransferase activity. The record is from RefSeq and is a predicted model, not a curated record. Bases 134 to 1066 code for a protein of 310 amino acids.
UCAAGAUGGGGACGGGUCCAGCACUUGUUCGACUAAAAUGUACGGAUUAAAAAUGAGUAAACUCGCAACCGAAACCGAAUGAAUACUGGAUUGGGAAACAUGUGAUUUUAGCUCCUUUUCAACUGCUGGAAGCAUGGGGCUGAGGCUCGUAGAUAAGCAAAGCCAACAGAGCCAGAGGAUGGUGAUCUUCGGAGCCAUCUUCCUGCUGAUGACGCUGCUGAUACUCUACAGCUCCAACAGUGGCAACACAGCAAACGAUACGUACAGCCCAUUCCGCAACAGCUACCAUCACUCUGCCAAAUCCACUGACCUCAAGAAAUGGGCUGGCAAGGAGGGCUAUGUGGUUGUCUAUGGCAACAAGAGCAUGACCCUGCACUGCCACGAGUGUGCGCUGGUGACCAGCUCCAGCCACGUCCUGGGCAGUGGUGUGGGGGACGAGAUCGACCGGACCGAGUGCGUGAUCCGCAUGAAUGAUGCGCCCACCACGGGCUUCGAACAGGACGUGGGGAACCGCAGCACGGUGCGCGUGGUUGCCCACUCCAGCGUGUUCCGGGUGGUCCGCAGGCCCAGCGAGUUCCUCAACAAGACCCCGGACCUGGUGGUCAUAUUCUGGGGGCCGCCCACUAAGAUUGGCAAGGAUGCGAAGGGUACCCUGUUCCGGCUGAUCCAGAGAGUCAGCAUGACCUACACUAAUCUCUCUAGCUUCACCAUCACACCCAGCAAGAUGCGCAAGUUUGACAGCCUCUUCCAGAGGGAGACCGGUCGAGACAGGGAAAAGUCGCGAUCGUGGCUGAGCACUGGAUGGUUUACCAUGGUGAUUGCCAUUGAGAUCUGUGACAACAUUCAUGUGUAUGGGAUGGUUCCUCCUAAUUAUUGUGCCCGAAGACCGCAGCCCAAAAGGAUGCCCUACCAUUAUUAUAAGCCCAGAGGCCCAGAUGAAUGUGUGACCUACCUGCAGAAUGAAAAAGGACGAAGAGGUAACCAUCACCGCUUCAUUACCGAGAAGCAAGUAUUUGCUCGCUGGGCCAAGCUCUAUAACAUUACCUUCUCACAUCCCAAGUGGUGACUUCUGGAAGGUGUUGGGUUUGAGUGUUUGGUGCCUUGAAGAGUAUGUGGUAGGAGAAAGGGGUCAAAGGGGUCCAGUGGUGUUGCCCAGACUCUGCAACACCACAUGCACACAUAUUCAGUCCUGGCCCUGAGGCCCUGUAGAUCCAAAUUUGACAGGGAUGUUCAUUCUUCCCUUUUACUGGCCCGACUUUUUUUGACAAACCAACAAAGGAGGUAAACCCAAGGGUUAACAGAGAGUAAUGAGCUGAAAGCGCCUGAGUCAACUGUCCCAUGCAAAGCUACAGUGGGCUUGUGACUUUCAGAAGGAUUGAAUGUUGCAUUAUCCAAAUCUAUCAGAAUGAGAUGGUGUAAAACAAGAGCGGUCUUAUUUUUACUAGCUCUGAAUGUGGACCUUGGGAGUAUCCGGAGGUCAACUGAGAAAAGUUUUGUACAUAAGAGUGAGUCGGUUUCCUAAAGAUGUAUUUUUACAUGUUUAUAGUGGUUUUUUAAGUCCACCGAACAAAAAAAAACGGACAAUGCAUCAUUUACAUUGAGAAAACCCGCACACGCAUCACACCUGCAACACCAGGAGAGGAUUGUUAAUUUCAUUUUUAGAAUAAGUAGACUAAAGAAGUUAUUUGAAGUACCACUAUCACCUUUGUGUACCUCCACAGUAUCUAAUUUAAUUUGCUUAGAUAGCUCCAUCCUCAUCCAGUGAAUUUUACAAAUCAUUACAGUCUUUGUGUAUUAAGCAUAUGCGUGAACCCAUGUGUCUGGUUCUUUAUGAAAGAAAGCAAUGUAAUUUGAUGCCUACGGGAACAAGUACAGCGCAUAUCUCAGCAUUUUAAUUUCUAACGUAGCUCUGCCUCUUUUCACCAUUAAUCAUCAUAUCUAUAGUGUUUGCUAAUAUAUAGUUUAUUUAUCCAACACCCUUACAAAUGUUUGUCCUGAAAAUGCUUCUUUUAGUUUCCGUGCAUACAGAUUACCUACAUGAUGUUGGAUUAUCGCCACACUAUGUCAGACAGAGGGUCGUGAGGCAUGCAGUUCUGUGACAGUUGAAUGAUCUAAAGAAUGUAUUAUUCCCAUCAAUGUAGUAUUUGUGAUGCCAUUUUUGUCAUUUUCCAUCUGAAUGUUCUGUAAUGUGUGAC